Messenger RNA from Stegodyphus dumicola, 408 nucleotides. RefSeq lists its product as uncharacterized. NCBI's taxonomy places the organism in Eukaryota, Metazoa, Arthropoda, Arachnida, Araneae, Eresidae. The record is from RefSeq and is a predicted model, not a curated record.
AUGUUCCAGGAAUGGUGGAAUGAAGUAACCGAGCUUGACAGGCUUGUCAUUCCUCGACCAUAUUUUGACGAGCUGGAGAUUCAGCAGCUGGAAGUACAUAUAUUCUCUGAUGCAAGCCCAAAGGCAUAUGGUUCGGUCGCAUAUUUCAAGAUUAAAUACCAUGACAAAUGUACGACAAGUUUUAUAAUUUCAAAAUGUCGUCUAGCUCCACUGAAGAAAAUUACUUUGCCGCGAUUAGAACUACUAGGAAACUCGAUUUCCGCCAGAUUGUCUGAUUACAUACGAUCCACGCUUUCUUCUCUGAAAGAAAGUGACAUUUUCAUGUGGACAGAUUCCACAAUAUGUCUACAUUGGAUUAGAAUUGUUCGCAAUAGAGUGUUGGAAAUCGAAGAAAAGACAAAUCCAUAG